UGUUCUGAUCUGGACGUUAUUCUGAAACACCCUGUUCUGAAACACCCUGUUCUGAAACACCCUGUUCUGAAACACCCUGUUCUGAUCUGAUCUACUGUGGACGUUGCUCUGACACUGUCUCUGGUCUCCAUAAUGAAUGAUGUCUCUGCUCUGCCCUCCAACCACACAGACUGUCAGGUGGUGAAGGUCCCCCACCUGGUGUUCUUAGUGUUGGGUAUGGUGUCUCUCAGUGAGAACCUGUUGGUGGUGGUGGCCGUGGUGCGCAACAAGAACCUCCAUUCCCCGAUGUACAUGUUUAUCUGUAGCCUGGCCACGUUCAACACCAUCUCCUCCCUCUCCAAGACCUGGGAAACCCUAAUGAUGGAGUUCAGCGACGUCGGACAACUGGACUCCCGGGGGGACUCCGUCCGGAGGGUCGAUGACAUCAUAGACGCGCUGCUCUGCAUGUCUUUUAUCGGCUGCAUCUGUAGCUUCCUGGCCAUCGCUGUGGACCGCUACGUCACCAUCUUCCACGCACUGCGCUACCACAACAUCAUGACCACGAGGCGAGCCGCCGCCGCCCUGGCGGGGAUCUGGGCGCUGUGCGGCGUCGCCGGGGCGGUCAUGGUGGCGUUCUGUGACGCCACGGUCAUCAAGAUCUUUUUCAUCGUGCUCUUCCUCAUCUCGCUGCUCCUCAUCCUCUUCCUCUACAUCCACAUGUUCCUGCUGGCUCGGUCCCACGCCAGGAAGAUUGCAGCGCUGCCCGGGAGUGCCAUGCCGCACCGCAGCCUCCGGGGGGCGCUCACGCUCACCAUGCUAUUCGGGGUGUUUGUGGUGUGCUGGGCGCCUUUCUUCCUCCACCUCCUCCUCCUCAUGGUGUGUGUAGAGAACCCCUACUGUGAGUGCUACCGCUCUCUGUUCCAGCUGAAUUUGGUUCUGCUGAUGAGUCACGCCGUGGUCGACCCGGCCAUCUACGCCUUCCGCAGCGCAGAGCUACGAAACACCUUCAGGAAGAUGCUGCUCUGCUCCGACUCACCACUCUGCUACAAGGUCAAAGCUCUGUUCCACUGAAGGGCUUUGUCUGCACCCUUUCCCUAGAUAAUGCACAACUUUCCACCAGAGUUUUUGACCCCGCAGGGCUUGGUUAAAGGUAGGGCACUAUAUGGGGAAUAGGGCAUUGGUUAGAGGUAGGGCACUAUAUGGGGAAUAGGGCCUUGGUUAAAGGUAGGGCACUAUAUGGGGAAUAGGGCCUUGGUUAGAGGUAGGGCACUAUAUGGGGGUAGGGCCUUGGUUAAAGGUAGGGCACUAUAUGGGGAAUAGGGCCUUGGUUAGAGGUAGGGCACUAUAUGGGGGUAGGGCCUUGGUUAAAGGUAGGGCACUAUAUGGGGAAUAGGGCCUUGGUUAAAGGUAGGGCACUAUAUGGGGAAUAGGGCCUUGGUUAAAGGUAGGGCACUACAUGGGGAAUAGGGCCUUGGUUAGAGGUAGGGCACUAUAUGGGGAAUAGGGCAUUGGUUAGAGGUAGGGCACUAUAUGGGGAAUAGGGCCUUGGUUACAGAUAGGGCACUAUAUGGGGAAUAGGGCCUUGGUUACAGGUAGGGCACUAUAUAGGGCCUUGGUUAAAGGUAGGGCACUAUAUGGGGAAUAGGGCCUUGGUUACAGGUAGGGCACUAUAUGGGGAAUAGGGCCUUGGUUAUAUGUUUAACUAUAUAUGGAAUAGAUAACUACUGUAUAUUAUACAGUACAUUUAACUAUAUACAGAAUAGAUAACUACUGUAUAUUAUACUAUAUGUAUAACUAUAUACAGAAUAGAUAACUACUGUAUAUUAUACUAUAUGUAUAACUAUACACAGAAUAGAUAACUACUGUAUAUUAUACAGUACAUUUAACUAUAUACAGAAUAGAUAACUACUGUAUAUUAUACUAUAUGUAUAACUAUAUACAGAAUAGAUAACUACUGUAUAUUAUACUACACGUAUAACUAUAUACAGAAUAGAUAACUACUGUAUAUUAUACUAUAUGUAUAACUAUACACAGAAUAGAUAACUACUGUAUAUUAUACUAUAUGUAUAACUAUACACAGAAUAGAUAACUACUGUAUAUUAUACUAUAUGUAUACUACAGUGCG
Oncorhynchus keta (chum salmon) is the source of this 2104-nucleotide messenger RNA. It is a transcript of the gene mc2r, whose product is annotated as melanocortin 2 receptor. The transcript is spliced from 2 exons. The record is from RefSeq and is a predicted model, not a curated record. Gene Ontology annotation, molecular function: melanocortin receptor activity. Gene Ontology annotation, biological process: G protein-coupled receptor signaling pathway. Gene Ontology annotation, cellular component: membrane. NCBI's taxonomy places the organism in Eukaryota, Metazoa, Chordata, Actinopteri, Salmoniformes, Salmonidae. Bases 133 to 1050 code for a protein of 305 amino acids.